Molecule: messenger RNA, 502 nt
Organism: Drosophila kikkawai
Lineage: Eukaryota; Metazoa; Arthropoda; Insecta; Diptera; Drosophilidae
Source: RefSeq, a predicted model, not a curated record
AAGAGUUCCUUCAUAGACAUCAUUUAUUUGGAAGAACUCGAAACAUGCGUUACUAUCUCGUAAUUAUUUCAUUGACACUGCUGAAAUUUAUCAGUGGCUUGCCAGUGGAUCCUGAAUAUGAUUGCAAAGUCCUAGAACCCGUUAAUGGCAACGAUUCGGUGGAAAAUGUUGUCAAGAAUAUUAAGAUUUCUCUGCAAAAUGCCAUUAACCGUGCAUCAAACCGAGACAACUGCGAGAACAUGGUAACACAUUUACAAGAGACUCUAAGGACCGCUGAGGGGCAAACGUCUCAAUCGGACAAAAGACUCUUUGUCAUUGAUUUCCUGGAUCAUCAGGGAGUGCUAAGCAAAGAUGACACACGACGCAAUGGGUUAACGAGCGUACUACCCAAUCUAACCCAACUUGGCCGAAGAGCUCUAAACUUUCUUAAAAAAAUUGAAGAUAAAUUAGCAAGUGUUCUUUAUCAAUAAAUGUGGAUAUAAGUUCUAUUAUUGUACUAUUA